AUGGAUCUGGCCAACCUUCUCCACGGCGCUGCCCCGGCGCCCAAGUCAUAUAGUGAAACAUAUGGCAAACGUUCCUUGCAAGCUCCGCUCUCGCCUCCAGCAGAGGACCGAUCAAAAUGCGCCUUGCCCUCGAUCUCAUCACUGCUCGAAGGUGCUGAUGGACACCCAGCCAAGCGUCAACGCCUGAGCCCACCACCUGCUUCUAAGCGGGAUACUCGCUAUGACACUAUCUGCCUGCCUCCCACUCCACCACUGCGGCCAGGCUCUGGUCCCAGCUCGCGUCACAGCAGUGUGGUGCAUUCGCCCAUGGAGAUGAACUCGUCUCGACAGACGUCACCACACGCCCAUCGCUCUUCCGUGUCCAGCACCGCCAGCUCCAUCGGUCCGCAAUCGCACCAUGCUCUCCCUCAGGGCUACUCGCAUGGUCCUUACGCUUCUCCUGCCCCCAGCAUCUCAUCUACCUCAUCGCAUUCAUCCUACACCUCUCCCGUCGAGGCUACUCACCAUUCCACAUCACCACUGUACUAUGCGCGCCCACCCCCACCUGCCAUCAACACCAAUGCACCUGCCUCGGUCCCUUCUGCUCAUCAGGCAAGCCCUCCAAAUCCUUCUGGCCUGCUCUCGCCCAUGACUCCUGCCUGGCCUCAUCAACAUCACCACUACUUCCCGCCUUCCAAUGCGGCUCCCUACCAGCAGAACCAUGACCGAUAUAUCUGCCGCACGUGUCACAAGGCCUUCUCCCGGCCCUCCAGUCUGCGCAUUCACUCCCAUUCUCACACCGGUGAGAAGCCCUUCCACUGCACACAUCCCGGCUGUGGAAAGGCCUUUUCCGUGCGCAGCAACAUGAAGCGUCAUGAGCGUGGGUGCCACUCCGGACGCCCUGCUCCUCUUCAAGCAAUGGUCGCAUGA
Molecule: messenger RNA, 909 nt
Organism: Penicillium diatomitis
Lineage: Eukaryota; Fungi; Ascomycota; Eurotiomycetes; Eurotiales; Aspergillaceae
Product: C2H2 finger domain transcription factor mtfA
Exons: 2
Coding region: 1-909 (302 amino acids)
Biological process (GO): regulation of transcription by RNA polymerase II
Cellular component (GO): PcG protein complex; transcription regulator complex
Molecular function (GO): DNA-binding transcription factor activity, RNA polymerase II-specific; RNA polymerase II cis-regulatory region sequence-specific DNA binding
Source: RefSeq, a predicted model, not a curated record